AAAAGAGAAUUGUCUAGACCGCUUGGAGAGGGUUAUUAGAGAUUUGGGGUACACUACAGAGUUGAUGAUAUUUGUCAAAGAUCCCCAUAGUACUCUUGAUAGAGGGCUUAGACUUGUAUAUGAUGAAAUAACCCCACCCCUGCUGAUUUAUUGACCGGUUCAAAUUACAUGGAAUUGUAUGUUGAACAUAGGAAGGAGAGGCUGGAUAGCCUUGACCUUGAUUCUGAGGAUGGUAAGAUUCAAAAUGCAACCCAAGAGAAUGCAUGUGUUACCCUAAGCUCCUAUACAAGACACUCAAGGUGACUUACCACAUGCGAAAGAGAAAAGAAAAGAAAAGUUGAAUGAGAGUGGUAAAGACAAUGCAUCUACUGAGGAGACUACCAUGAUAGUGACUAUGUGUCCUUUGGGGACUCAGAAGACAAUGAUGAUGAUGAUGAUGAGGACUAGGAAGGAUUAGUCUGUGAAUAUUAUGAGGAUGAAGAAAAUGAGGGAGAUAAUAUAGUAGUGAAUCAUGACGUUAACACCAUUAGUGGGAAAGAUGCAAGUCCCUAUAAUGGAAAGUUGGAAACAAAAUUCAGAUUUAGAGUGUCGUGAUGAGUUGAGAAGCUUUCCGUCUGAUAAUGAUGAUGAAAAUACCAAUAAAAUCAAGUGAUCUCAGUUUAGUGCAGAGAAAGAUUUGAUUAAUCCUAAGUUUGUGAAUGAGAUGGAAUUUGCUAACCCUAAUGAGUUCAGAAACCUUCUUAGAUAGCAACUGUGAUAAAGGGUUUUGAUGUGUGUUGUAAGAAGAAUGAGGGUGGUAGAAUUAUAGUGGCAUGCAAAGAUGAAACAUGUCUAUGGAGGGGCUACGGAGCAUGGAAUUAAACUGGCACAAAAUGACAGAUUAAAUCCCUACAUGAUGCUGAUUGUUUAAGAGUUCUUCAAAAUUCUCAAGCCACUUCUACUUGGCUUGCAAAUGUGUAUGUGAUGCUGAUUAGUGACAAUCCUAAUUGGAAACUUGAUUCACUAAAGAAAACUAUUAAAAGAUAGUUUGAUUUGGAAUUAAAUGAUUAUAAAGUUUAUAGAACAAUAAAAAAACACGAGAAAUUAUAGAGGGAAGCUAUAAAUUACAGUACAAUCUUUUUUGGGAUUAUGCCAACAUGCCAUCAAAAAAGAAUCUUAACAAUGUAGUGAGGGUGAAGACCACAAGGAGGCAACUUAGUGAUCCUAACAGAUUCUUUGGCUUCUUUGUUGCUUAUAAGGCAUGCAUCGACGGUUUCAGAUUUGGUUGUAGGCCAGUCAUUGGGUUGGAUGGUUGCCUCUUAAAGGGGCCUUUUGGUGGUGUACUUUUGUCAGCUGUUAGCAGGGAUGGUAACAACCAGAUGUUCCCUCUAGCAAUGGUUGUGGUUCAAAAUGAAUGUGAUGACACAUGGACAUAGUUUGUGGAGACUCUAUUUGAGGCUAUUGGUGAUCAAAAUCAAAAUGGAUGUAUUUAUGUCAGUGAUAGGCAAAAGGGGUUAUUGGAGACAUUUAAAAAUUUGGUUCCUCAAGCUAGACACAAAUUUUGUGUUAGGCAUUUAAAUGCGAAUUUCAGAGAAAAUUCAAAGGGCAAGAGUUAAGGAAUCUACUUUGGAAUGCUGCAAGAGAAUAUACAGUGCGUGAACAUGAGACUGCCAUGGAGAGUAUGAUUAAAUUGAAUAAGGAGGCAUAUGAAUACUUGAACAAGCUUGACAAAGAAACUUGGACAAUAUCACAUGUCCUAAUAGAUGUAAAGUGUGAUUUAAUAUGCAACAGUAUUUGUGAAGCCUUCAAUAAAUUCAUAUUGGAGGCAAUGGAUAAACCAAUAAUCACCAUGUUUGAAAGGAUUAGAAGCUUGACUCAAUCUAGGUUUCUAAAGAAGAAGGCAAUGACAUCAAAUUGGUCAGAAAGGUGUUUGGCAAAUAGACUUGAAUUAGGUGAUAGAUUAUCAAGGGAGAAUAAUUCUGCACAGUAGAUGGGGGAAGUGAAUAUGAAGUGGGGAAUGGUUUGGGUUAUAUAACUGUGAAUCUAGAGAAGAAAUUAUGUGAUUGUAGAAAGCGGGAUUUAUGUGGGCUGCCUUGUAUUAUUUAUGCAUACCAAUGCUUGAAGCAUGUGAGAAUCAAAACCUAUGAUAUAGUAGAUGAUUAUCUAUAUGGCUACUUACGUAGAAAAUAUAUCUCUACUUUCUGAUUCAAGAUUCUGGGAGAAGACUGGACCUAGUUAUACACCCUGAAUUAAGGAAAAGGCUGGUAGACCAAAAAAGAAUAGAAGAAAAGCUACACCUGAGCUUAAAAAUCAAGAUCAAGUUAGGUGUUUUGGUCAAGUCAACACAUGUUCAAAGUGUAAGAAAACUGGACAUAAUGUAAAGUGUUGUACUAAUGAGAGAGUAGAGAUAACAAGACCAAAAAAAGAAGAGGGGAAGACCAUCAAAAAAAGCUAAUACCCUAAGUUCAACUACUCAAGAAACAACUCAAACACAAGGAUUUGGAGUUGAAAGUGGUCAGAUGCAUGAUGAUACAACAAGAAGUGCACAAGAAACUAGGCAAAAGUGUGGAAACAUAAGACCAAUGCAAACAAGAAGAGCUUCGGUUGAGGAUAAUGUACCUAGUCCUCCUCCACAACCUUCAGUGCCACAACCACAUGAUCCUCCUAGUCAAUCUUCAGUGUCACAAUCACAUGCAUUAGGACAAGUAAUAAAAUCUAAGAAAGAAAAUGACAAUAAGAAAAAAGAAGCUAAAAGUUGUACCUUCAAGGUAUAUGGGAAUAUCCAACUAACAGCUGCCCAACAACAAUCUGGAAGCUUUAUCAUGGGGCCAAGUGUAAUUGCACGAGGAUGGUUUAGCGGUAGGGGAUUUUUGGGCAAAGAGACAAUGUAUAUGUCAGGUAAUAGGUGAAUUCCAAGGUACUCAUCACGACAAGCUCCACCCACAAAAGUUGCUCAAACUUUUCAAGUAGUUCAAGUUCUAGUGCCACAAGCUGCUCCAUUUCCUCUAUCACAAGUUGUUCAAGUUUCCUCACUACAAGCUACUCCAUUUCCUCCAUCACAAGCUGUUUAAAUUCUAUUACCACAAGCUGCACCAACUCCUCUGCUUGUUCUUGUUAAACUAGAGCACUGGAAGAAAUGUCCAAUCAGAAAGCAACCAAUUUCAAGACCUUGCUUGUAGCAAGAAACUCACAGCUCAACUGAAACAACUCAUAGAUUUGAGGCACUAACUGGAAAAAAAACACUUCAACCCAAAAGAUGAGCAACUAGCUACUGUUGACAUGGCAAGAAAGAGAGAUAUUGGAGUAUUAUCUUGUUAUUUUGUAACUAUUUUUGUAGAUGGAUGAGUUUUGGUAAAUGUUGUAUGUAAUUUCAGCUUUUUUUUUGUGUGCUCAUGGUGGCUCAUGGUGUAUGAUGUAUGUAAAUGAAUGGCAUGAGAUGUAUGAUGAACCUAACAUUGACAUAUCUUGGUAAACCGUGCAACAUAAUUAGCUUAUGUUUAAUA
This is a messenger RNA of Asparagus officinalis (garden asparagus), 3482 nucleotides long. RefSeq lists its product as uncharacterized. The record is from RefSeq and is a predicted model, not a curated record. NCBI's taxonomy places the organism in Eukaryota, Viridiplantae, Streptophyta, Magnoliopsida, Asparagales, Asparagaceae. The transcript is spliced from 5 exons. The coding region runs from base 2499 to 2888 and encodes 129 amino acids.